CAGCAGCCAGGCUAUGGACAGCAGCAAAGCUCCUAUAAUCCCCCUCAAGGCUAUGGACAGCAGAACCAGUACAACAGUAGCAGUGGAGGUGGUGGCGGAGGGGGUGGUGGAGGUAACUAUGGCCAAGAUCAGUCCUCCAUGAGUGGUGGUGGCGGCGGUUAUGGCAAUCAGGACCAGAGUGGUGGAGGCGUAGCCAGAGUUCUCAGUCAUCUUAUGGGCAACAGUCCUCUUAUCCUGGCUAUGGCCAGCAGCCAGCUCCUAGCAGCACUUCGGGAAGACAACAACACCAUCUUCGUGCAAGGCUUGGGCGAAAAUGUUACAAUUGAGUCUGUGGCUGAUUACUUCAAGCAGAUUGGUAUUAUUAAGACAAAUAAGAAAACAGGACAGCCCAUGAUUAAUCUGUACACAGACAGGGAAACGGGCAAGCUGAAGGGAGAGGCAACAGUGUCGUUUGAUGACCCACCUUCUGCUAAAGCAGCUAUUGACUGGUUUGAUGGUAAAGAAUUCUCUGGGAAUCCCAUCAAGGUCUCAUUUGCUACUCGGCGAGCAGACUUCAAUCGGGGUGGUGGCAAUGGUCGUGGAGGCCGAGGGCGAGGAGGACCCAUGGGCCGUGGAGGCUAUGGAGGUGGUGGCAGUGGUGGCGGUGGCCGGGGAGGAUUCCCCAGUGGAGGAGGUGGUGGUGGCGGCCAGCAGCGAGCUGGUGACUGGAAGUGUCCUAAUCCUAUAUGUGAGAACAUGAACUUCUCUUGGAGGAAUGAAUGCAACCAAUGUAAGGCCCCUAAACCAGAUGGCCCAGGAGGGGGACCGGGAGGCUCUCAUAUGGGGGGUAACUAUGGAGAUGAUCGUCGUGGUGGCAGAGGAGGCUAUGAUCGGGGCGGCUACCGAGGCCGAGGCGGGGACCGUGGGGGCUUC
Messenger RNA from Odobenus rosmarus divergens (Pacific walrus), 912 nucleotides. RefSeq names its product RNA-binding protein FUS-like. The record is from RefSeq and is a predicted model, not a curated record. NCBI's taxonomy places the organism in Eukaryota, Metazoa, Chordata, Mammalia, Carnivora, Odobenidae. The annotation marks the transcript as partial. The transcript has 8 exons.